Molecule: messenger RNA, 2764 nt
Organism: Scomber japonicus (chub mackerel)
Lineage: Eukaryota; Metazoa; Chordata; Actinopteri; Scombriformes; Scombridae
Gene: nufip2
Product: nuclear FMR1 interacting protein 2
Exons: 4
Coding region: 144-2078 (644 amino acids)
Cellular component (GO): nucleoplasm; cytoplasmic stress granule
Molecular function (GO): RNA binding
Source: RefSeq, a predicted model, not a curated record
AACAGUGCCAUUUUUAGACGUUUACUGCUGACGUUUACAGCGGCUUCAAAUAGCUUCCGUUUCACUCUGGUAGUGAUUGGACUGUACUCACCCAGAGAGAGCCAACACACGGUGGGUGAACAAGUCCGACGAUCCACACUUCAAUGGAGGAACAGCCCAAAGAUCGGGCACAAGACAGGCAAUAUCACCACCACGGAGAGGACAGAAACUCUAUUCAACGUACAACCUGUCUAAACAAUGAUCAGAGCCACUUCCAGUGCCAGCAUCAGGAAACGCAGACGAAGAAAACAGGCAAUAAAAAAGUAAACAUCAGUGAAGAGGAGGGGGAGAAGAAUACACAUCUGUCUGAUACUGUUGGUAUGCCACAUCCCCCCAACAGCAAUAGUAACAGACACAUAAGUAAUACAAAUGUGAAGCAGAAGUCGACGCAAAAGCUGUACACGACUGUUCCAAAAGCGAGCAGCAAAGGGUUGGACCAUAAGAAGAAUAUGGACCUUAAAAAUGACAAAGAAAAGGCUUUGGAUUUGAAUCAUCAUGAGGGCCAACCUUUGGAUAAGAAAGACAAUGUGUUGCUUCAAAAUGGCGUUGAUUUUGGAAACUGUGGCUUAAUUACAAAUGGCUAUUCUAGCAAGGACAAUGAUGGCAGUGGCUCCGAAGGUGGAUAUACUACUCCCAAGAAACGCAAGGCCAGAUGUAACAACGUCAAGAACACUGAUAAUGUGAUAAGAGAAAAGGAGGCAGACAUGCAGCAGGGCAACACUACACAGGAGCCUGGGGCUUUUAAUCUUGAGACAACUGAGAAGGGAGUGACUUCCAGACUUGAUGGCUUUAGAGCCACCCAUAAAGUGGAAGCUCAGUCAGCAGCUAGACGGGCUGUUGCCUCAGAGGCUUCAGUGGGUGAUUCGCAGAGGAAAAACUCUGAUGGAAAAACAGUUGGCACCUUUGGUAAAAAGACUGAGGAAAGGCACAAAGCCAAGCUCUCCUCACCUUCAAAAGAGGACUCAUGGACUUUGUUCAAGCCCCCUCCAGUAUUUCCUGUGGACAAUAGCAGUGCUAAAAUUGUUCCCAAGAUCAGUUAUGCAAGUAAAGUAAAAGAGAACCUCAACAAAGUAGCUCAAGGUGGAGGAGAGGCACUGCCUCCACCUGUGAGACUGACACAGGUCCCCAUGUCUGCUAUGAAAACUAUCACCUCAGCUAGCUUUACUAAUGGUCCUGUUUCUGGAAAUGGAAACGGCUGCCCUUCAGUGGGUACCUUCUUUGCUCCUGCUGCUAGUAGUAUUCCACCAGCCCAAUCUAUCCCAAGUGGCGAGAAUGUAGCAUCUCCUUUGGAAAGUAACUGUAGCUCUACAACCAGUAAUGUAGACGGAGAAGAAUAUGAGCAUAGAAAGUGUACUCUUUUAAUUUACCCUUUAAAUAUGCAACCUGUGCUCCCUAGUGCUCGUCACCUUGACCCACCGGCUGCUCAGACAAAUCAGAAAGCCUUGGUAGACAUCUUCCAGAAUCCGUGGGGGCUUUCCUUCAUCAAUGAGCCCAACCUGCGGCCAGAGGGAGGGAGUGGGCAGGUGCCUGCAGAGGAUAAGACUACUGUGGUCACACCUCAAAGCGAGUGUCCGGCUAUUGCAGGAAAGGCUGCCCAGACCUGCUUUGAAGCUAGCCCAUCAUUCUUACAGCCAGGCACGUUGGCUCAAGACCCAGAGAAAAGGACUUGCAGCAUUUGCGAUGUGUCUAACGCUUGUUCUCCUGUUUGUGUGAUGAGCGAGGAGGAGAACAAGCUGCAGCCAUGUGGCCAGGAAAAGACAAAAGUUGAGUCUAAGAGUGCAGGUUCUGCUGUGUCAGUCCCCAGUAAAGACAACGGUGCUAAGCCUGCACAGGGUCAGAUAACCACAGUGUUGUUUGGCUCGUCUAAAGAACAGGCCCACUCUAAAGACAUUGGCAGAAGGUGUAGCUUGGGGACCUUCGAUGUUAAAGCUGCUGUCACUUAUCACACUAAAGAAAUGGAAUUCAUUUUCAACUUGCAAAAACAAGAUCCAAAAAGAGUAGUGGUUUAUGAUGUGACCAAGGAUGGACCUGAUCAGUGAGGUAGAUGGUCUACAGUACUUACCUACUUCUCUCCUGGGUGCUGCGGUUAUCUGCCUUGGAAAUCAUAAAUCCUGUUGUGGAUAGAUAAAAGUGACAACUGUGAAAACAUUGAUAGUUUAGCAUGACAGAUUUUCCUUGGAAUCUCGGGUGGAAUAAGAGACUUCAUUUGGGGGCAUCAGACAAACACACACACACACACACACACACACACACAUACAUAAACACACUACGGAGGGAUGUUAAAGGAGUGGAUUGGUGCCUCUUCAAUGUGAUGAAUGGACACUUGCAACUUUUGGGCUGUGACAGUCGUUUGUCUCACGGCUCUGUAGGGAUGACGUUCGGGGAGUUCAACAAAAAGGAAGGUGUCACAGACUGCACCUCCUAAGCCUUUAUCCUGUUGAACUGUGGCAGCCGUCGGUCUGACUAUGGGAUGCCUCAGUCAUUUUCUUUCUUCACGCGUUCAAAUGAGUUCAUUGUAGAUAUGUUAGACGUUAUACAUACACAUCUGUGUGCAAGCUUGAAUUCAUCGUGAACGAAAGGAGAACACACUUUUGAAAAGAAUGCCUUGAAGUCAUGGAAUAAAGAUCCCUGGAGUCCUGUUAAACUGUAAACUGAGUGGAGGCUUGUAGGUAAAUCCCCUCCACCCCCCACCCCACCCCCCCCCCAAAAUCCAGGAAAGGAGAAC